CUAGCUGUUGUUUCUAAAGCACGCGCGGCUUUGUACUUUAUUCAAAAAAAUGAAUUUGCCGGUUCGCAAGUGCUAUCAUGCGGCAAAAGUAACUUUCUUUCUUAUAUUAGUUGUGACAAUAUUGAGUUUAUUCGAACAUUGGCGCGGAGGGAAACGAUCAGCUGGUGCUCAACUUUACGAUCCAGAAGAAGAAUAUGAAAAAGAAAUUCUGGAAGAUGAGGCUCGUAUUAUUACUGGCCUAGGAGAAGGCGGUGUAGCCGCACAUUUGAUCGGUGAAGCGAAACGUCUAGGCGAGGAGUCUGAGAAGAAAUUGGCUAUAAACGUUUACUUAAGUGAUCGAAUUGCUUACAAUAGAACUUUAAAAGAUUACCGCAACCCAGCGUGCCAGAGAGUUGUAUACGACGCAGAACUGCCAUCUGCCUCUGUUAUACUAAUAUUCCACAAUGAGCCCUACUCUGUAGUGAUUCGUACGAUAUGGAGCGUUCUGAACAGUGCGCGCAGAGACAACCCGUGGUACGCUAAGGCAAAUUAUAUAAACAGGGAAACUGGAGACACGAUGAGGUUGGGUUACCCUGGUCAAGACGAAAAGUCCCCGUACGUGUAUCUCAAGGAGAUAAUCUUGGUGGACGAUAACUCUACUCUACCAGAGCUGAAGGGUAAACUUAGUCAUUACGUGCGCACGCGCCUACCGCCAGAUCUCAUACGUAUAUUGAGAUUACCGGAUCGUGUGGGUUUAACGAGAGCUCGACUGGCGGGCGCGAGGUACGCGGCAGGCGACGUGCUAGUGUUUCUAGACUCGCACUGCGAAGCUCAAAUCGAUUGGCUGAGGCCACUCCUGCAGAGAGUCAAAGACUUCCCUCACGCUGUGGUCGUACCGAUCAUUGAUGUCAUCGAAGCUUCAAACUUCUACUACAGCGUCCAAGAUCCUGUCACGUUUCAGGUGGGAGGUUUCACGUUUAUGGGACAUUUUACCUGGAUCGAUGUGCCGGAACGGGAGAAGAAAAGACGGGGCUCCGACAUAGCACCUACUUGGUCACCAACAAUGGCCGGUGGUUUGUUCGCCAUCAACCGAGCGUACUAUUGGGAGCUGGGAGCUUACGACGAACAGAUGGCCGGAUGGGGGGGCGAGAACUUGGAAAUGUCCUUUCGGAUCUGGCAAUGUGGAGGCACUCUGGAGACGAUCCCGUGCUCUCGCGUGGGUCACGUGUUCCGCAGCUUCCAUCCCUACGGCCUGCCCGCUCAUACCGACACUCACGGUAUAAACACGGCGCGUAUGGCGGAGGUGUGGAUGGACGAUUACGCGGAACUGUUCUACCUGCAUCGACCUGAUUUAAGGAAAAACCCCAAGAUCGGCGACGUGACCCACCGCCGCAUCCUCCGCGAGAAGUUGAAGUGCAAGAGCUUCCGGUGGUACCUCGACAACGUGUACCGCGAGAAGUUCGUGCCCGUGAGGGACGUGUUCGGGUUCGGGCGGUUCCGCAACGCGGGCAGCGGGCGCUGCCUGGACAGCCUGCAGCGCGAGGGGGAGGCGGCGGCGCUGGGCGUGUACGCGUGCCACGCGCGCCUGCAGCCCACGCAGCACUUCGCGCUGUCGCUGCGCGGGGAGCUGCGCGACGAGGAGAAGUGCGCCGAGGUGCAGUACGCCAGGAACACUGGUGAGAUGGGCGAGGACGUGAGCAGACGGGUUUUGAUGGUGACGUGCCACGGGAAACAACGAGGACAGAAGUGGCGCUACCUGCCCAGCCGGCAGCUGCAGCACGUGGACAGCGGGCUGUGCCUCAGCGUGGGCGUGGGCGAGGAGGCGCGCGCGCGGCGCUGCCGCCGCUCCGCCGCCCAGCUGUGGGACAUCGACUACAGCGAGCUCAACGACUUCCAUCUCGACGAUAACCCGGAGUUGAGCGAACAAGAGAUUAAACUGCGAAAACUUAGAGGACAGAGACGAGUCUCCCGAUCCCUCCUCUAUCACGAGGAACCUAAUUCCACCCGCCGUCACAAGCACAAGCACAGGAACAAGCACAAGAAGAGUAAGAAGAACAAGUUCAUUAUGAAGCUGGUGCGCGACGCCAACAAUACCGAGGAACACCUGGAGGUGGACGUCUACUGCAAGCACAGGAGGCUGUACCCGAACAAUACAUUCGUCAGGGACCUGGUGACCAUCCUCAAUGAGAAGGAUAUUAAGGUGGUCAACAACGGUCGCGUGUUCGAACACAAUAAGGUGUCGUCCCUGGUGAAGAGAGAACGUGACCACACACCCGAGCCCCGUCACGAGGAGCAGUCCGCGAAAUCACAAAUUAAACGGAAACGCAAGAAGCCAAAGAUCCAACCGCUCGAGGGCGCGACCGCCGUCGACGUCGCCAACAUCGCCGACAUCGUCGACAUCGCCAACGCCGUCGACGUCGAGCCCCCCCCGCACGACCAGAAGAUCAUCAUCGAGGACUUCGUGGAGGUCACGCCCAAGGCCACCACUCACCGAGCGGCGAAGAAACGAAAGCGUCCGCGCAUCCGCGGGCCCCGCGGGGGGGCCAGCGCCGCGCCCACCACAGUCGCCGACUGGGAUAACUCGAUGCGCGGGGACACCGGGGCGUCGGCGGAGGCCGCGGAGGGCGCUCCGAUGCUGGCCAGCGCCGAGGGGCGGGACGACACCAGCGAGAACUGGCACGUUGGCAAGUCCAGCUUCCGUCGGAAUAACACGCACAGAACAGAGCACAGGCGGGGCUCCGAGCACGGGUACGCGUCGGAUGAGGUUGCAAGUGGUACGACAGUCGUCGCGCCGGUGAAGGUGGUGAUGAGAAGCAAUCUCACCUUCAACUUCGGUGACGAGUUCUUCCGCUGGAGGAAGCGCACUGCGGACGAUGUCGCUAAUCUGCUCGGCGAGCUCAUGAUCCCGGCGAGCACGUUCACACCCGUCCGCAAUCGCGCUGCCACGGACGCAGAACACGAACAGAGAGAGAGCGAGCGAGACGGAGACACGACGAGUGAGAAGGACAAGGAGAUGACGUUGUCGGGCCGGACUGACGGCGACUCGUCCGAGUCCGACAGCGCGAGUUCGGAUUGAUAUUUUUAUUUGUUGACGAUAUUAAAAAAACACUUGAUUAAUUUAAGUUGUAUUAAUUUUUAGUAAAAAUGUAUAUAUUUUAUUUAAAUUAACGCAGUUGUUCAUUAUAUUUAUUUUAUAAAAACAAAUUAU
Messenger RNA from Vanessa tameamea, 3187 nucleotides. RefSeq names its product polypeptide N-acetylgalactosaminyltransferase 1-like. Gene Ontology annotation, molecular function: polypeptide N-acetylgalactosaminyltransferase activity. Bases 50 to 3055 code for a protein of 1001 amino acids. The record is from RefSeq and is a predicted model, not a curated record. Lineage: Eukaryota; Metazoa; Arthropoda; Insecta; Lepidoptera; Nymphalidae. The transcript is spliced from 20 exons. Gene Ontology annotation, cellular component: Golgi apparatus. Gene Ontology annotation, biological process: protein O-linked glycosylation.